Molecule: messenger RNA, 315 nt
Organism: Coffea arabica (coffee)
Lineage: Eukaryota; Viridiplantae; Streptophyta; Magnoliopsida; Gentianales; Rubiaceae
Source: RefSeq, a predicted model, not a curated record
AUGGCAAAGACAAAAAUUCCUGGCCACAUCAAAUUUGGCAACCCUACUGCUCAAGCACUAAUUCAGAAACGUAAAGAAAGUGUUGAAAAUCCACCUAUCAAGGAGCUGAACAGACUUGAGGAAAUUGCACGUUACUAUGAUAGCCCUGAAGCAAAACAAGCUGCAACCGAUCUGACGCAUUAUGUUUGCUUUUUGCAGACAAAGAACAGCAGGUCACCCUCAGAGGAAGUCGAAAACAGAAGCAAGAUGCUGAAAAUGCUCAGGAAAUGGACCAGUUGGGAUAAUAUCUGUCGUUUUUUCAAGCGAGUAUGGUGA